CAGAGCGGAGCCCACCACAGACACUCUCAGUCACAUCACACACACACCGAUCGCCUGUGGAUUCCUCUACAGCUCGUGUUGUUUGGUCGGGAGAUCAUAUCAGACACAGAAUAAGAAAAGGUUUCUGGGAGAGUUUGACACGGGACAUCUGAGAGUAUUUAAAGGACACUUUCACCUGGGCCGACCGCAGGCACUUACUUAUCUGUUUGAUCGCAGUCUGGGAACUUUGAGGACGCGUUUGCUCUGUCUCGCAGGACAGAAGAAUCGGAGACGCGGGCAUCAUCGUCUUGAAUCGAGAGACGAUGAGGAUGUUGUGUUCUGGAAGGGUUCUCCAGCAGUGGUUCUUCGCUCUGUUUUUACUGUGUUCUCCUGUUCCGCACCACGGCCGGCCCGUCGAUGCCCUCAGCAGCCGAAUGAAGCGCUCGGUGACGCAUGCGCAGCUGAUGCACGAUAAAGGACGGACGCUACAGGAUAUUAAGAGGCGCAUAUGGCUGCAGGAACUCUUGCAUGAAGUGCACACAGCGGAGAUCCGUGAAGCGGUGCAGCGCGGCGCCGUCGGCAGCAGCGGCGGGGGAGGGGGCAGUUUUACUGUUGCUGCGCCGAUGGGCGUGGGCAUGGGGGUUGCCAUGGGAACGGACAUCGUCCACCCGAAACCCGCAGGUGGCAUGAAGAAUCUGCCGAUCAGCUUCCGGCUUGAGGACGAGGAGGGUACGAACCUCCCGCAGGAAACCAACAAGUCGCAAACGUACAAAGAGAGCACGCUGAAGGACAUCGGCAAACGGAAGAAAAAAGGCCGCGCGGGAAAGAGGCGGGAGGGGGAGAAGAGGAAGAGGAGGGCUCGUUCGCUAGGCCGAUCGCCGCUAGAAGAGCUCGGGAGCGGCUUCCACCUGGAGUGGCGGCCAUACUUGGGCCAGCGUGUGGCGCUGCACUAAGACACUGUCAAUCUCUGACAACGAUCCGUGAGGACAUUUGAAAUGGACACCUAAAUACUCGUGUUACGUCCACUGUACAAGUGAGAGGAAAAUAUUUAUUGUCUGUAAAUAUUCGUAAUGCGCCCGAACAGUGACAAUGACAAAUAAAGAUAACGGCUAAAGCAUUAUAACAGCUCCACGGAGCCGCCGAUUCGGAUCCUUGUGAAUACUUUGCUUUAUUUCUAUUUUGUUUUCAUUGUAUCCGAUUUUCUUUAGGACUAUGCCUCUAUUACGGUGUCAGAAUUCCUGUAAUUUAUUUUGUUUGAAUGGUGUAUUUAUUUUGUAAAGUUAUCAAGGUGCUGCUGACCUUCUAUAUUUUUGUACUAUAAUGCACUUUAGAUAUAUAAAUAUAGAAAUAUAUACAGGUCAUUUUGUUAAUGGACGUAGUUUGUGGUUCAAUUGAAUGAAGAAGAUUACAGUCAUGCCCUUUUGUGUUCAUCCUGUUUGACAACUUUUUCAUCCAUGUUUCUGUAUGCCGACGGCUCUGUUCCAAAAUCUAGUAAGCUGCAUACCUUGACAAUAUAUUAAGGCGUCAUUGGUACCCUUUUGACGCGAAGGUACGUUUAUUUGAAGCUAACUCAUUUUAGCCAAAUUCUACGACAGUAUCUCAUAUAUAAAGAUUAUGAUAGGUGACGACUUGAGAGUAAAUGCACAUUAUAUGUAUUGAAUAUUUCUUUAAAUCAGUACUGAGAGAAACCCCGGUGCAUAUUAGUGUAUUUCUAUGCCUAUUACGGUAUUGCAUUGUUAGCUUAGCAACAUGCUUAUGUCAGACUCGAUCUACGUUGUGAUUCGUUUUCUCGUGCACUUUACACAAGAAGCGCUAUUCGAGUCGCUGCCUAUGUAGUGCGGUUCAGUGCGAGGCAGCUCACUUAAGAUUGGAACAGAGCUUUUUACUGCUGUCCUGGACGUGCCUCACGUCAGCCACUCCGAAAACAGUCUACGCCGGCUACAGCUGCGCUUUAAAACUACAGAGCGACCUGUACGUGACCAGCACGUGCUAUAGAAUGACUCUUGUUUUUUGCACUGAGAGAAAAACCCUGUACUGAAUGAAUUAAACA
Molecule: messenger RNA, 2029 nt
Organism: Xyrauchen texanus (razorback sucker)
Lineage: Eukaryota; Metazoa; Chordata; Actinopteri; Cypriniformes; Catostomidae
Gene: pthlha
Product: parathyroid hormone-like hormone a
Exons: 4
Coding region: 303-932 (209 amino acids)
Biological process (GO): bone mineralization; regulation of chondrocyte differentiation; adenylate cyclase-activating G protein-coupled receptor signaling pathway
Cellular component (GO): extracellular region
Molecular function (GO): hormone activity; peptide hormone receptor binding
Source: RefSeq, a predicted model, not a curated record